Messenger RNA from Lolium perenne, 1223 nucleotides. The record is from RefSeq and is a predicted model, not a curated record. Lineage: Eukaryota; Viridiplantae; Streptophyta; Magnoliopsida; Poales; Poaceae.
AUCCUGUAGGCGGUCGACACGUAUCGCUCCAACUUUUUGUUCCUUUCUUCCCACUGCACUGCCCUUCCAAACCAGUCAAACGCAGGUCGUCUCCUCUCGUCUCAUCAGUCAUCACGCGUCCAGCUCCAGUAGACGCUCACUUAGCUACCUCCUCUUGUGUUGCGCGCGAUCGAUGGCCGCACUGUUUGCGCUACUUCUUGUGCUCGCUGUAUCUGGAGGCGCCGCCGGCGACGACGAGGCCAUGCUGCCCCGGCUCAAGCUCCGAGACGUGUCCAUGAACGGCUGCGGGAGCUUCGUGAGCCUCCUCAACAUGACGGCCAACGCGAGCGACAUCUCCCAUUCCCAGUGGCCCGUCCUCGUCGGUGGCGGCGGCGGGCUCGCGGUCUUCUGCCCGGACGAGGCGUGGCAGGGGCUCGUGGACCAAAUGUCCAAGAACGGCUGCGGGAGCUUCGCGGGCCUCCUCUCCGCGACGGCGAGCGCGGCCGAGAUCUUCCACGAGCACCUCCUCGGCGGCGGCGGGCUCACGGUCUUCUGCCCCGACGACAAGGCCGUGGCCUCGUUCGACCCCACGUUCCGAAGCCUCGCCGCGGGCGACCGGGUAGCUGUCCUUCUCUACCAUGGCGUGGCGGCGUGCUACGGCAGGGAGCGGUUCAAGGGGUUCAACUAUGUGUCGGUGCACACGCUGGCGGAGGACGCGGCGACGAAGAAGAACCAAGCCAUAACAGUCCGCGACGAAGGGGGCGCGCUCGCGCUGUGGCCGGCUCCGCCGUCGUACCCGAACGGCGGUGCAUGGGUGACCAGGACGGCGUCGGAGGAGGCCCCGCUCGCCGUGUACGUGGUGGACGCCGUGCUGCUGCCGAGCACGCUGGCGUGCAUCGGGUAUCUGGGUUGGCUGCGCUGCUGCAUCGCCCUCUUCCCGGACUGGAUUGUUCCGGUCUGCAUCAGCUGUGUGGCAGGGAGUGUGGUGGGCGUCCUGCUCGGAGUUCUGAUCGUCGAAUUCCUCGACCCCAUCGACUGAGGCAGCAGGGAGGAGGGAUGCACGAAGACGGCCCGUUCUGUGAAUAGGUUUAUCUUGUGGACUUUUUCUUCAGCUGCACCUGCACCUGCUUUAGUGCAUACUAGGCUUUGCACACCGUAUUGUAGGUGUUGGACUUGAUACAGGUUAUUUUUUGAGUUAUUUGACGGUACAUCAGAAGCAAUUCCAGUGGUCCAGAUUGAUAAUA